CGGUACAGUGUGGCUGCGUAUUGAAACGGCGACUGUGAGGGCCGCUCGCGUCCAGAGUGUCUCUCAGUCCUGGAGCAGCACCGCGCACCGCCGCCGCUGCGAGUACCAAGAUGGCAGAAGGGAACAGACAUCACCCUCAUAAUUUACAGGGAGUUCUGCAGAUGGCUGUUGAAGCUGGCUCCGCCUCGGAUGACCCCACACCACCCGAGCCGAUGUCACAGGAGAGGAUGGCGUUCCUGCAGGGGGCGCUGGCAGAGGUGUGUAAUAGCCGGAUGGAUGAGGUGGAGCAGAUGAAGAAGUGCGUGGCUGUGCUCCUCCGGGACGAGGGGUACAGCGAGAGAGGGAGUGAGGAUGAUGAGGAGGAUGAGCAGGAGGCGGCACUCGAGCUACUGUCAGACCUCUGUGAGAAUCUGGACAACGCAAGAGACCUGAUGAAGCUGCAUGGUCUGGACGUGUGUGUGUCGCGGUGUCUGUGCCACCCUGAUGCUGGCAUUCGUUGGCGGGCGGCUCAGCUUGUUGCCAGCUGUGCUCAGAACAUGCCGGAGGUUCAGAUCUACCUACUGAACCAGGGGGCACUUAACACACUGCUGCAGCUCACAGACCACGACCCGCACCUCCCUGUGCGUGUCAAGGCUCUCUACGCUGUCUCCUGCUUGGUGCGGGAGCAGGACGAGGGUCUGCGUGGCUUCCUGUGCAACGAUGGCUUCUCAGUGCUGAUGAGGGGGAUGCAGUCAGACUGUGAGAAACUGAGAACCAAGUCAGCGUUCCUGCUGCUCAACUUACUCACCAGCCACCCUGAGCACAAAGACGUGGUUCUGUCUAUGGGGAUGGUGCAGCAGUUGGUGGCAGUACUGCGCUCCCCACACUCCUCCGUGCACGAACAUGUGCUUGGCGUCCUCUGCUGUUUGGUGGAGGGGUGUGAUCGUGCUGUGAGGGACUGUGUGGAGCCGUCUCUAGGUCUGGAGCAGCUGCUUUCUCACAAAGCCCAGGAGCUUCAGGGCCAGGAAGAGAACCUGGAGGAGCUGGACUUUUGCGAGCGGCUGCGGGCGGUGUGUUUGCGAGCCCGGGUGCAGGAGGAGAACGCGAUGGAUCGCUGAGGCCUCAUGGAAGGUGGAGAGCGUUCGCUGCUCAGCAGUGACGGGCUGGGGUGCCAGGACGGCUCACUCCGGGAUUUCUCUGGGAUUUCUCAAGGUGGAAAAGUGAAGGGAUGGAGAGGAACUCAUCACACAAAUGGUCUGCUUGCUUAGCAGAUCUGAUGAGCAUAAGAUGGAUUUUGUGUGUAAAUAUUAUACGUGUUUUUGAGAUAAUCAUGUCACCAUUGUGACACGUCAAUCUGAGGACAUGGUAAACCUAACUGGGGAAAGAAAAUCUUUAUUGUGUGUUAUUUUUAAACAAAUUGUCUGAAUUGUCUGGGGUGUGGUUAAAAGAGGAGCAGACAACCCCCUAGCAGCAAAAAGAAGGUCAUGUGUGAACAAAGUAUGUUGUUAUAUGACAAACAAUAAGAGUAAAAUAAAGGAAAACUUUUUGAUGUACAAAAUA
Molecule: messenger RNA, 1539 nt
Organism: Electrophorus electricus (electric eel)
Lineage: Eukaryota; Metazoa; Chordata; Actinopteri; Gymnotiformes; Gymnotidae
Gene: hspbp1
Product: HSPA (heat shock 70kDa) binding protein, cytoplasmic cochaperone 1
Cellular component (GO): endoplasmic reticulum
Molecular function (GO): adenyl-nucleotide exchange factor activity
Source: RefSeq, a predicted model, not a curated record